AUGACAGUAUCAACGUUGAUGAUUGGUUUUUUUUUUGAAGGGUAUGCGAAUGUGAGAAGUCUGGAUUUCACAAGAUUACUUGGUUCGGGUGUUUUGCAUACCAAAUUUUGGAUUGUUGAUUCUCGGCACGUCUACGUUGGUUCAGCGAAUAUGGACUGGAAAUCACUUACGGAAGUGAAAGAACUGGGUUAUCUGCUAUGGAAUUGUAGUUGUUUGGCACGUGAACUGUCGAAAAUAUUCACCGCGUAUUGGAGGUUAGGCGCUGCGGGUGCACGAAUCCCAUCGAAGUGGCCGUUGAGUUUAAAAACAACGUUCAAUUUCACUCAUCCCCUUCGAAUGACCAUCAACGAUCGCCGUGCAUAUGCAUUUGUUUCG
This is a messenger RNA of Anisakis simplex (herring worm), 375 nucleotides long. Lineage: Eukaryota; Metazoa; Nematoda; Chromadorea; Rhabditida; Anisakidae. The record is from the annotation of a GenBank genome assembly.